Oncorhynchus kisutch (coho salmon) is the source of this 2367-nucleotide messenger RNA. It is a transcript of the gene maf1a, whose product is annotated as MAF1 homolog, negative regulator of RNA polymerase III a. The transcript is spliced from 7 exons. Gene Ontology annotation, biological process: negative regulation of transcription by RNA polymerase III. NCBI's taxonomy places the organism in Eukaryota, Metazoa, Chordata, Actinopteri, Salmoniformes, Salmonidae. Gene Ontology annotation, molecular function: RNA polymerase III core binding. The record is from RefSeq and is a predicted model, not a curated record. Gene Ontology annotation, cellular component: nucleus. Bases 804 to 1547 code for a protein of 247 amino acids.
AGGAAGGGCUUGUAGGGAAGAAGGAAGUGCAGUUACACUGAGGAAGGAUCAAAACAACAAAAUUGCUUUGCUGUUUUAAUAGACAAAUUCAGGUGCAUAUCGAAUGCGAAAGGCUUCGAGAAGCCUGGGAUUUCUCUUUAAGUUCUGAUACAAAAGCUGGGAUGAAGAUUUUUGUAUCUAAUUUCAGUUUAUUUAAUGGCAGGUAUUGGAAAUUUCACAGUAAAAAGGAAGAUAUUUUUAUCAGAAAUAUAAGUGCCUUAAGCCAUCGACAAAGGUAUUUACAUCAUCCGUAAAUGAAUCGUGCAAUAUUGAAUUUGAAGUGUGUAAUUGAAAUUGGUUACUUUGGUGUUGAGUUAAGCGAGCGCAAAAUACACCGAACUGUUUUGUGCGCGCGAGCUGAGGAUCUUUCUUCUCCACGGCCCGUUGUCUCGGAGGUAUUAAAUGCAAGGCAAGCUUUGUUGCAGGAUUAGCAAAAUGGCUAGCUCCAUUAGCUACGCAGCUUGAUAGGCCUGAAAAGUUUAAGCGUCCGCAGUUUUUUUGAACGAGACAUUUGACCGAGUUUGUUGUGGGCCAGUGCAUAGCUAAUUGUUAGCCUAACUAAAUUAGUACGACCAUUGUUGAAUAUCUAACUAAAGUGUACAAAGCAAGACAGGGGUGUAAAGACAAGUGUAAUUUUGUUUAUCAGAAUUGAUGAUCUGACCUCCUGGUGGUGACAAAUAGCAGUGUAGUAUUCAAACCUAGGUGCUAAACAGGGGAUGAGUGCAUUUUAAACAAUUUAUAUUUUGCAUAAGAAAACACUCAAGAUGAAACUCCUGGAAAAUUCAAGUUUUGAAGCCAUAAACACCAGACUCACCAUUGAAAUGGGGGACUGUCAGAUAAUAGGAAGGAUCGAAAGCUACUCUUGCAAGAUGGCAGGCGAGGACAAGCAGAUGUUCAAACAGUUCUGCCAGGAGGGACUGCCUCAUGUCCUGGAAGCCCUGUCCCCUCCACAGUCCUCAGGAAUCAGCCCCAACAAGUUGAGCCAGAGUCAGAGUGGAGACGAGGGAGAGGGGCCUCUCUCUGACAAGUGCAGCAGGAAGACCCUCUUCUACCUGAUUGCCACCCUCAACGAAUCCUUCCGCCCCGACUAUGACUUCAGCCGCACCAAGAGCCACGACUUCAGCAGAGAGCCCAGCAUAAACUGGGUGUUCAACGCGGUGAACAGCAGUCUGUCGGCGGCGGCUGGGGAGGAGUACAGUCGGCUACAGCCCCAGCUGUGGGAGGCCAUUGACACAGAGAUCUGCCUGUCGGAGUGUGACAUCUACAGCUACAACCCAGACCUGGACUCUGACCCGUACGGAGAGGAGGGCAACAUGUGGUCCUUCAACUACUUCUUCUACAACAUGAGGCUGAAGAGGAUCGUCUUCUUCACAUGCCGCUCGGUCAGUUUAUUCAUGGCCCCACGGGACUCUGGCAUUGGCAACGAACUGGACCUGGAGCUGGAUGAAGAUUGUUAUGAUGAGAACAUGGAUGAAGAGAGUAGGUAUGGUGCCCUGUGUGCCCAGUGACGCUCCAAUCCCAUUCUCAUGCAGGAGCAGACAGUAUACUUGGAUGUCUGUCUGUACCCACGUCGCCACCAUUUCUCUUACAAUCUUAAACUCGUUCGGGUUGGGAUUUUAUUUAAACAUUUUUCUUAUUCAUUUGUUUGGUGGACCUCAUGUUUUACUGAAGUCAGACUGUGAGCUUGGAGCUCUGUUACUCUGUUACUUUAUUUGUGUCUCAUUUUAGUUUUCCAUUGCUAUGUUCUCCUUACCUUGUUUAUCAGAAGCAAAAGCAUUUAUGUUUGGUGUGUGUUGUUUGGCCUGGUAUUGGAGCAAGUUCUGGCACUCAUUAAUUUGCUACAUAUUUCACAUUGUCUAUGCUGGUGUUGGUAAGCACAGUUUGGGAUUUUUAUGAUCAUGUUCUGUUUUUCAAGCUUUACCAUUCCAAAGUGUAGGAUGUCGUCGUACCAAAUUGACUCAACUUAGGUUUAGGACCAUUCUGACUGCAUGCUUGAGGGCAUGUUUGAACACAAGGGGGCAUACUCAACUUAGCUGAUGGAAAACUCACAUACCAGCUUGAAUCAGUCUGCCUCUUGGAUAUGUUAUGCCUUCCAUACCAAUGCUACUCAAACCUACAAUGUUUUUAUUUAUUUAGCGACAGGACUUAGUGCAGUCUAUAGUUUUAUGGGUCAAGCCAGCAAAUACAAUUCUGCUGCAUCGCUGUUCCAAAAGUACAGCAGAAUCUAGUUCUGAUUCUCAAUCCUAUGAUGUGUUUUAAGGACGAGUGUGACGUGCAUUCUCACACCAAAUACAAACUCUGCCUGUAGAGUGUACUGUUUGAACCUAA